This is a messenger RNA of Micropterus salmoides (largemouth bass), 2739 nucleotides long. RefSeq names its product nuclear respiratory factor 1 (gene nrf1). The record is from RefSeq and is a predicted model, not a curated record. The transcript has 13 exons. Gene Ontology annotation, cellular component: nucleus. Gene Ontology annotation, biological process: regulation of transcription by RNA polymerase II. The coding region runs from base 188 to 1741 and encodes 517 amino acids. Lineage: Eukaryota; Metazoa; Chordata; Actinopteri; Centrarchiformes; Centrarchidae. Gene Ontology annotation, molecular function: RNA polymerase II cis-regulatory region sequence-specific DNA binding; DNA-binding transcription factor activity, RNA polymerase II-specific.
UGCAUCACUAGUGCAGUUCAGUGUUGUGUGCGCUCUGUCCGCUAUGUUUGCUGUGUUUGCUGCUGGCUCCCCUCUGUCCUCCAUUAGAGCUCGGCUCCAUCCCCGCUGUACGGCGCAGGCCCGAAGUAGCGCAGCCGCUCUGAGUCAUUGUACCGUGGAUCCAGCUGUGUAGACCAGGUGGCUGAUAAUGGAUGAGCACAUCGUUCACCAGACAGAACACAUGACCACCAUCGAGGCCAGCGCCGUAAGCCAACAGGUCCAGCAGGUUCAUGUGGCCACCUUUACUGAAACAUCGAUGAUGAGCGCUGAGGAAGACUCAACAUCCUCGCCAGAUGAUGAUCCUUAUGAUGACACGGACAUCCUCAACUCGGCUGGCACUGAUGAGGUCACCGCCCACCUGGCUGCCGCAGGGCCAGUAGGCAUGGCUGCUGCUGCUGCCGUGGCAACUGGUAAGAAAAGGAAGAGGCCUCAUAUCUUUGAAUCCAACCCCUCCAUCCGCAAGAGGCAGCAGACUCGCCUGCUCAGGAAACUGCGAGCCACCCUGGAUGAGUACACCACCAGAGUGGGCCAACAGGCCAUAGUGCUGUGUAUCUCUCCAUCCAAACCCAACCCUGUGUUUAAGGUGUUUGGUGCUGCUCCUCUGGAGAAUGUGGUCAGAAAGUAUAAGAACAUGAUUUUGGAGGAUCUGGAGAACGCUCUGGCUGAACAUGCCCCUGCUGGCGGAGAGCUGGCCUCAGAGCUGCCCCCCCUCACCAUUGAUGGCAUCCCUGUCUCUGUGGACAAGAUGACCCAGGCCCAGCUGCGAGCGUUCAUCCCAGAGAUGCUGAAGUACUCAACAGGCCGAGGGAAGCCUGGUUGGGGAAAGGAGAGCUGCAAGCCUGUGUGGUGGCCUGAGGACAUCCCCUGGGCCAACGUCCGCAGUGACGUCCGCACAGAGGAGCAGAAACAGAGGGUGUCUUGGACGCAGGCGUUGCGGACCAUCGUUAAGAACUGCUACAAGCAGCACGGUCGUGAGGAUCUGUUGUAUGCUUUUGAAGACCAACAGAUAACAACUGCAACAACCACCCAGCACCAUCUGACCGCACAGAAUAUCGCUCACCUUGUGCCCUCACAAACUGUGGUACAGACCAUUAACAACCCUGACGGAACAGUCUCGCUCAUCCAGGUUGGCACGGGACAUACAGUUGCCACCCUGGCAGAUGCCUCAGAGCUGCCUGGUGUGACAGUGGCACAGGUCAACUACUCCACUGUGACUGAUGGAGAGCUAAGAAGAAUGACCUUUUUUGCAAGUGCUAAGGAUGUGGAGCAGAACUGGGCCACCCUGCAGGGCGGAGAGAUGACAAUCCAAACCACUCAGGCCUCAGAGGCCACGCAGGCAGUAGCAUCUCUGGCUGAAGCCGCUGUAGCUGCCAGUCAUGAGAUGCAGCCCGGAGCCACCGUCACAAUGGCUCUCAACAGCGAGGCAGCAGCCCAUGCUGUUGCGACGUUGGCAGAGGCCACUCUACAAGGCGGAGGGCAGAUUGUCUUGGCAGAGACAGCAGCUGCUGUUGGGGCUCUGGCAGGGGUUCAAGAUGCCACAGGUCUGGUCCAGAUCCCGGUCAGCAUGUACCAGACUGUAGUAACCAGCCUCGCCCAGGGCAACCGACCUGUCCAGGUAGCCAUGGCACCUGUCGCCACACGCAUAGAUAACACUGUCACGCUGGACGGCCAGGCGGUGGAGGUUGUGACCCUGGAGCAAUGACAAUUACAACUCUGGAAGGAGUAGAAGGCACUGAAUGGCCACCUUGGAGAUUUGUUAAUUCUACUGUUUUCCAAGACAUCACGCUGUGUACAAUGUCAAAUAUAUUUUUAAAUGUACAUCUGCAGGGGAAGUAAAAGUGAGUUAUCAAUGCAUUGUGUUUACUAUGUAAAGAUAUUGCUUUUGUUGUUGUUAUUUUUCUCCCAUUUAGCGUCAUGUUUUGUUGUUUGUUUUUUUUAGCUCUGUGAUGUUGAGUAUUUAGUAUUUAUUUCUUUACAAUUAACCUUUACUUAACACAAACAUGAACCAAAAAGCCCGGGAGACCCAGAGUGUGUAACUAUCACUGUCCUUGAUUUUCAUAAUCGUAUGUGCUUGAUUUGUUUUCGUUUUUAGGAUACAUUUACAAUUCAGUGCCAUAGUCAGAAAUCACUCCUCUCUGUUUCCCAUAUCCUUGAUCACUAUUCUAAAUUGCACCCUUUCCACUUAAAUUCCCCUAAAACUAUGUUAGUGUAUGGAAAGACACUCCCAGACUUUUCUCACAUUAGAUGACCAUCACACCGUCUAUCCGUGUGCUUUUCUUGUGCUGUUUUACGGUAGUCCACGCACAUGCCAAGACUUGUGAAGACUCAGGAUAUACACGAAGGUGUUUUUUUUAUUGCUGGACUGCUAAGCUGACUUCCUGAAGCAGCCAUUUUGUCCAUUUUGACCAAAUCAAUUUAUUUACAGUGCAUGGGCAGAAGCACCCCUUGGUAUGUUUUCUUUCUUUUUACAUGAACUCCUUUGUAUGUCACUUAGGACUUGUGUACUGCAUCACUUUGUAUUUCACAGGAAGUUAGUCAUACUUGGACAGGAGCUGCAGUAUGUGUGAUGCACAUAUCAAAAAAGCAAUUAAAUCUUUCAACAAAAAAGCAACAUAAUUCAAUGCAGCUGUAAUAUCUGGUUCAACUCACCACUAUUUAAAAAAAUAAAGUUCAAUAAAAUGGCUGCUGUUCAUACUUUGA